Messenger RNA from Oncorhynchus nerka (sockeye salmon), 753 nucleotides. RefSeq names its product keratin-associated protein 5-4-like. NCBI's taxonomy places the organism in Eukaryota, Metazoa, Chordata, Actinopteri, Salmoniformes, Salmonidae. Bases 1 to 753 code for a protein of 250 amino acids. The transcript has a single exon. The record is from RefSeq and is a predicted model, not a curated record.
AUGCCAACCUAUAAGAAGGCAUGCCCUGUGCUGUGCCCUGUGCCCUGUGCUGUGCCCUGUUCUGUGCCCUGUGCUGUGCCCUGUGCCCUGUGCUGUGCCCUGUGUGCUGUGCCCUGUGCUGUGCCCUGUGCUGUGCCCUGUGCUGUGCCCUGUGCUGUGCCCUGUGCCCUGUGCUGUGCCCUGGGCUGUGCCCUGUGCUGUGCCCUGUGCCCUGUGCUGUGCCCUGUGCUGUUCCCUGUGCUGUGCCCUGUGCCCUGUGCUGUGCCCUGUGCUGUGCCCUGUGCCCUGUGCUGUGCCCUGUGCUGUGCCCUGUGCUGUGCCCUGUGCCCUGUGCUGUGGCCUGUGCUGUGCCCUGUGCUGUGCCCUGUGCUGUGCCCUGUGCUGUGCCCUGUGCCCUGUGCUGUGCCCUGUGCUGUGCCCUGUGCCCUGUGCUGUGCCCUGUGCUGUGCCCUGUGCUGUGCCCUGGGCUGUGCCCUGUGCUGUGCCCUGUGCUGUGCCCUGUGCUGUUCCCUGUGCUGUGCCCUGUGCUGUGCCCUGUGCUGUUCCCUGUGCUGUACCCUGUGCUGUGCCCUGUGCUGUGCCCUGUGCUGUACCCUGUGCUGUGGCCUGUGCUGUUCCCUGUGCUGUUCCCUGUGCUGUGGCCUGUUCUGUGGCCUGUUCUGUGGCCUGUUCUGUGGCCUGUUCUGUGGCCUGUUCUGUGGCCUGUUCUGUGCCCUGUUCUGUGUCGUUCCCUGUGCUGUUUCGUGCUGGUGA